UCCUUUAUUCCAUCCCUCCGUUCUUAUCUCAAACAACUUCCUGUGCGUAGUGAUAUAGCUCAGAAAAAAAGAAAAUAAAUGGACAGCUAGAAUUAACUUUGAAAGAGGCAGAUCAAUUCAAAUUUAUUUCAACUGGGGGGAUUCCUGAUUCUCAAGAUUUUAAGCGAAUUAUGACUACCUCAAUCAUAGACGAAUCAGAGGUCUAUGGUCGAGCAGCUGAUAAGGAUGCUUUACGUAACCAAGUAUUAUCUGAGAGUAGUAGUAGUCAAGGAAGAGAUGGGGUUCAAGUUAUCUCUGUAGUAGGGGCUGGGGGUAGUGGAAAGACCACACUUGCUCAGCUGCUCUUCAAUGAUGAUAGAGUCAGAGUGAAGAACCAUUUUGAACUUACAAAAUGGGUUUGCGUAUCAGAUCCUUUCGAUGAGAGAAGGAUCGCCAGAGCAAUCCUUGAGAGUCCAGGAAAGAGUUCUCCUGAUUCGUCAGAGUUGGAACCACUGCUCCAACAGUUGAAAGAAACUUUUUCCGGUAAGAGAUUCCUGCUUGUCCUAGAUGAUGUCUGGACAAAGGAAGACUCAAAGUGGAAACCUUUCCAAUACUCUCUCAAGGAUGGUGCUCCCGGAAGUGUAAUAUUGGUGACAACUAGGAGUCUAGAAGUGGCCGCAGCGGUGGGAACAACUCAUACUCACCACAUGGCUCUGCUGUCCGACUCUGAUUGUUGGCUAAUAAUGCAAAGGAUAGCAUUUGGUAGAAGAUCAGAAGAGUGGUCUAAGAAAAAGGAAAGCAUUGGGCAGAAAAUUGCAGAAAAAUGUAAGGGGUUGCCACUUGCUGCAAAGACUCUGGGAAGCUUAUUACGGUUCAAAGAUACCGUACAACAAUGGCAGGAUGUUUUGGACAGUGAGAUAUGGCAAUUGAAGGAAGCAACUAUGGACCUUUUCCCUCAUUUUUAUCUAAGCUACAACGAGUUGUCCCCAGAGCAGAAAAGUUGCUUCUCCUAUUGUGCUGUCUUUCCCAAAGAUCAUGUGAUAAAUGUAGAAAAGCUUAUUAGGCUGUGGAUAGCACAAGGUUUUGUUCGCCCAAGACGAAGAGGCGAGCGCUUGGAACCGGUGGGCCAUGAGUACUUCAACAAUUUGGCAAUGCGUUCCUUUUUUCAAGAAGUACGAAAAGAGUCUGAUUUUCUGUUUCAUGAAUAUAUGGUGUGCAAGAUGCAUGACAUAGUGCAUGAUUUUGCACAAUUUCUCACAAAAAGUGAAUGUCAUGCACUUGGUGGAGCUGGAAGAAAUUCAUCCAGUGAAAGAGCACGUCAUCUAACAAUUUUGGAAGGCACUAAGCAGGAGAUGUUUAGUUCUCGAGGCGUUGAUUUUGGAAGGCUCCGGAGCUUUUUAACUUUUUCUGAAUUUGGAAUACUAGUUCCCCGAAAUCUGUUUUGCACUUUGAAGUGCGUGAGGACUCUGACUUUAAGUCAUUGUUGGCUACCUGAAAUUCCAGCAGAGAUAGGAAGCUUGAUUCAUCUUCGGCACUUGGACUUACGUCAUUGUGUGAUAGUUGAAAUCCCAGCAGAGAUAGGAAGGUUGAUUCAUCUUCGGCACUUGGACUUGAGUCAGAAUCGUUUCGUGGCACUGCCAGAAGCUAUAUGUGAUCUAUAUUAUCUGGAAAUUUUGGAUAUCAGUCUUUGUCAAAAUCUUUGCUACCUUCCUGAAAGGAUUGAAAGCCUUGUACACUUGAGGUACCUUUUUAAUUUUGGGACCUCUGAAUUAAACCAAAUUCCACAAGGACUCGGGAAGCUGACGUCACUUUGUAGUUUGACUCGGUUCGUCGUUAGGAGCAACUCUGAUGAUUUGACAAUUUUGAAGGACCUGAACCAACUGGAAAUAUUACACAUUGAAAUUGAAGGAGAAGUAGAUUUUGGGAGUGCGGAACUCGGAAAGAAGGUCAACAUGCGCGAAAUGUAUUUGCUCUUUAGCUUCGGGGCCCACUUUACGGAAACUCCAAGUUGCAUUGAAAGCAUAGAAUUGCCUCCAAACUUGCAACAACUUGUGCUAGAUAAGUAUCCAGGAACCCAGUUACCAAGUUGGCUUGUGACGAAGCCUCUCGUCAAUAACUUGACGAAGCUAAUUAUCAAUGAGGCCUACAAUAUCUCAUCCUUGCCUGCCUUGUGGAAGCUGUCGUCCCUAGAAGAACUUGGGCUCAUUGGAGUGAGAAAGCUAGAAUGUUUGGGCAAGGAAUUCUUCGGAAUUACAAAAGCAGUGCAUGCGAACAGUCGUGAUGCUCUUGGUACAUUGUCAAACUCCGAGACAUCAAUCUCAGCUGAAGCAGUGGCAUUUCGCAAUUUGAGAAAAUUACGUUUUCAUAACUUUUACAAUUGGACACGUUGGGAAGACUUAAGUGAAGAUGAUGAAGAAGUUGCUCUCUCUAUCAUGCCACGUUUGGAGGAGUUAGAUUUUUGGGGCUGUGGAAAGCUUGAAAUUCUACCACAUCGCAUCCUCGGAAGGAUAUCAUCUCUCAAAAAAUUGGAUAUUGGGCGUUGCUCCAAGUUGAGAGAUCAUUACUUUGACAAAACAAGAGAUGACUGGAAACAAAUAUCACACAUUCCUCAAGUUCAUAUAUCCAAUUAGUAUUAAUCAGAUAAUAUUCAUUGCUGGCUCAAAAUGAAGCUACAGCAAAAGGCAUUGGGGGAUCAACCUCUACGUCAACUUUUCACUUGGAUUCAUGCAAAAUUUCGAAUAAUUGUAAAAAUAUGGUUGAAGCGACACAUCCACUUGCUUUGUUCAAAAUCAUUUGUUGAAAGCGUCUGUAACCUUGUCAAUUUCCAGAUUGAAUUUCAAGUGGGUACACAACCAGUCUUUAUUUCUUCAAAUCAUUAUUGUCCUAUUGUAUGUAAGUUUGUGUACAUUUAAUAAAGAAGAAUGUGUGUACAUUG
Coffea eugenioides is the source of this 2914-nucleotide messenger RNA. RefSeq names its product putative disease resistance RPP13-like protein 1. The record is from RefSeq and is a predicted model, not a curated record. Bases 171 to 2609 code for a protein of 812 amino acids. The transcript is spliced from 2 exons. Gene Ontology annotation, biological process: defense response to other organism. NCBI's taxonomy places the organism in Eukaryota, Viridiplantae, Streptophyta, Magnoliopsida, Gentianales, Rubiaceae. Gene Ontology annotation, molecular function: ADP binding; protein binding.